Messenger RNA from Andrographis paniculata, 2802 nucleotides. Its product is annotated as homeobox-leucine zipper protein ROC3-like. Bases 394 to 2802 code for a protein of 802 amino acids. NCBI's taxonomy places the organism in Eukaryota, Viridiplantae, Streptophyta, Magnoliopsida, Lamiales, Acanthaceae. Gene Ontology annotation, molecular function: lipid binding; DNA binding; DNA-binding transcription factor activity, RNA polymerase II-specific. The transcript is spliced from 13 exons. The record is from RefSeq and is a predicted model, not a curated record. Gene Ontology annotation, biological process: regulation of DNA-templated transcription.
ACCUCCCGCUCGGUGAAUUCGAUCACAGUAAUUAUUGCAGAGCGGAGAAAGAAAAAUAAGGAGAAGUAAGAGAUAUAUAGAGCGAGAGAGAGAUUUAGAGUGAGAGAGAGAAGAAGAAGAAGCAAGAACUGCAUCUGUGGUGAGAUACAGAGAUACAGAUAGAGACAGCACUUCAAAUAACGAAGGAAGAAGAAGAAGAAGAAGAAGAAGGAGGAGGAGGAGGAAGAUAAGCACAACCCGACAAAGAAAUCAGAAUCAGUUAACCUUCGCUGAGAAAAUUGAGGUGAAGAGUUUUUCGCCACUUUAAUGUCCGAAUCAGCCAAACAUUUCUUGUUUUUUGGGUUUGGAUAAGGGAAAGGGAAGAAAUCUACGUUGAUAUCUGAAGGUGGAAAAAUGUACGGAGAUUGUCAAGUUCUUUCCUCCAUGGGAGGGAAUGCAAUUCCUUCGGAUAAUUCUCUUUACAGCUCCCCAAACCCCGUCCAGAAUAACCCUAAUUUUAAUUUCAUGUCUUCCAUCAAUCCUUUCGGCAUCUUUUCUCAAUCUGUGACAAAAGAAGAAAGUGCAAUAGGCAAGGGGAAAGAGGAAAUGGAAAGCGGCGGUUCAGGAAGUGAGCCGGCGGCGGAGAUCGAUCAGGACACGGAGGAGCAGCCGCCGCCGAACAAGAAAAAGCGCUACCACCGCCACACGGCGAGGCAGAUUCAAGAAAUGGAAGCGAUGUUUAAGGAAAAUCCACACCCAGACGACAAACAGCGUCAGCGACUCAGCCAGGAGCUCGGCCUUAAGCCCCGUCAGGUCAAGUUUUGGUUCCAGAACCGGAGAACCCAAACCAAGGCUCAACAAGACAGGCAAGACAACGUUGUUCUAAGGGCAGAGAAUGAGAAUAUGAAGAAGGAGAAUUAUCGUCUGCAAGUGGCGUUAAGGAACAUCUCAUGCCCUAACUGCGGCGGUCCGGCGAUGUUAGGCGAGAUGGGGUACGACGAGCAGCAGCUUAGGAUUGAAAAUGCUCGUCUUAAGGAGGAGCUGGAUCGAGUGUGCUGCCUUGUUGCACCGUAUGCAGACAGGCCGCCAAAUCCACUCCUGGAAUCUUCCCUGGAUUUGGACAUGGCUGCCUAUUCAGCAGGAAAAGUGCUCGAUCAUCAAGAUCCUGUCACUAGCUGCCCUAAUUCGAAUGAUCAGAUGAUGCCUCUACCUUUCCUGCCUGAAAACUCCCAAUUUCCGGGAGCUAACGAGUGUCUGAUAAUGGAGGAGGAGAAGACAGUCGCAUUGGAGCUUGCAGCAUCUGCCAUGGCGGAACUCAUAAAAAUGCAACACACAGGUGAACCCCUCUGGAUUCCCAUCGACGACGGCUCAGGUAGACCCGCUGAAAUGCUCAACAUCGACGAGUAUUCUAGAAUGUUCUCGAAUGUCCUCAAGCUCCAGGCUGAAGUUGGGCUCAGGACAGAAGCAAGUAGAGACACUGCAGUGGUUAUAAUGAACAGCAUUACCUUGGCUGAUGCAUUCAUGGAUGCUAAUAAAUGGAUGGAGCUGUUCCCUUGUAUAAUUUCAAGAGCCAGAACACUUCAAGUAGUUCAUCAAAAUGCCUCUGGACAAGCAGAUGGAUGCCUUCUUCUGAUGUUUGCAGAAGUGCAGUUUCUUUCCCCUCUAGUGGCAACAAGAGAGGCUCAUUUUCUCCGGUACUGCCGCCACAACGCCGACGAAGGUAGCUGGGCAAUUGUCGAUUUCCCCCUCGACGGCCUCCACGCCGCCGUCUACCCUCCUUCAUUUCCCUAUUACCACCGGCGACCCUCCGGCUGCAUCAUCCAAGACAUGCCUAAUGGAUACUCCAGGGUGACAUGGAUAGAACAUGCCGAGGUCGAAGAUGGUCCGAUCCACCAUGUCUUCCAUCAUUUAGUGACGAGCGGCGCCGCCUUCGGAGCUCGCCGUUGGUUAGCCAUUCUCCGGCGCCAAUGCGAGAGCCUUGCUAGCCUAAUGGCGCGUAGCAUCUCCGACCUCGGAGUGAUUCCAUCUCCGGAAGCAAGAAGGAAUCUGAUGAAUCUGGCGGAGAGGAUGAUGAUGACUUUUUGUGGCAACAUUUCGGCCUCGUCGGGGCAGUCGUGGAUGGCACUGUCCCAUUGCGACGACGACGACACUGUCAGAAUAACUACGAGGAAAGCCAUUGAUCCUAGUCAGCCUAAUGGCCUCAUUCUCAGCGCUGUCUCCACCACUUGGCUGCCUUAUCAACACGCCCGUGUCUUCGAUUUCUUGAGGGAUGAAAAGCGUAGAGUUCAGCUGGAAGUUCUUUCGACUGGGAAUUCCUUGCAAGAAGUUGCCCACAUCGCUAACGGCUCCCAUCCCGGAAACUGCAUUUCCCUUCUCCGAAUCAACGUUUCCAGCAACUCAUCGCAGACGGUGGAGCUGGUGCUGCAGGAGAGCAGCUCCGACGAGUCCGGGAGCAUGGUCGUGUACUCCACCAUCAACGUCGAUGCGUUGCAGCUAGCGAUGAACGGUGAGGAUCCUUCCUGCAUUCCUCUCCUCCCCUUGGGAUUCAUCGUCGUCCCGUCGCCGAAGCCCGCCGCCGAUCACCCCGCCCACUCCGGCAGCCUGCUGACGGUGGGGCUCCAAGUUCUCGCCAGCACCUCCCCAACUGCCAAACUGAACAUCUCCAGCGUGGCAGCCAUUAACCAGCACUUAUCCAGCACCGUCAAGCAAAUCGGCGCCGCCCUGGAAAAUGCUGCGGCGGCGGAUACCCCGCCGGAAAUGGCGAAGAUCAGAGUUAACGACGAUCCUGCUGCAGGGACUUCGAGUCCCUCCUCGCUGCUCUGA